Messenger RNA from Camellia sinensis, 830 nucleotides. The record is from RefSeq and is a predicted model, not a curated record. NCBI's taxonomy places the organism in Eukaryota, Viridiplantae, Streptophyta, Magnoliopsida, Ericales, Theaceae.
UACCUUCGUCGUCUUCAUUCUCAAUCGCCUAAAACCCUAACCCUCACUUUCUUCACCAGUCUAGGUUUUUACAGAAUCAAUACACACAUAUAUAUAGAGAGAGUUCAUAUAAAUACAGAGAGAGAGAGAGAGACAGAGAGGCGAAGAUGAGUCUGGUGGCAGGCUCGUACGAGCGAUUCAUAUGGGGAUUCAAGCUCAAAACCCUAAAACACUCCCAAGAAACCCUAACCCUAACCCCACUCUUCACCUUCCCCUCCCACAUCUCCCCCAUCAGGUCAGUCGCCGUUUCCGGCUCCGCCGCGGCCUCCGGCGGCGCCGACGACACCAUCAAAAUCUACGACCUCUCCACCACCUCCGAAAUCGGCUCCCUCAACGACCACUCCGCCACCGUCACCGCCCUCUCCUUCUUCACUCCGCCGUCCCUCUCCUUCCCCCGCAACCUCAUCUCCGCGUCCGACGACGGCGCCGUUUGCAUCUACGACGCCGACCCUUUCGUACACCUCAAGACUGUUCAUGCUCAUAAGAAGGGAGUGAAUGACCUCUCUGUGCACCCUUCGGGGAAGUUAGCAUUGACGGUUGGGAGAGACUCUUGUUUGGCGAUGUUGAAUUUGGUUAGAGGGAGAAGGAGCUUUUUUUGUAGGUUGGGGAAGGAAGCGUCGAUUGUGAAGUUUGAUUUGGCUGGAGAUAAGUUCUUUAUGGUUAUGGAUGAGAAAGUUUCGGUACAUGAGUCUGAGGAUGCGAAAUUGGUCUUUGAAAUGGAUAAUCAAAAGAGGGUUCUUUGCGCCGCUCCAGGCACGGUGAGCUUCCUGUGAUUUCAUGUAUGUAUGUAU